Mycena indigotica is the source of this 1737-nucleotide messenger RNA. Its product is annotated as AAA-ATPase-like domain-containing protein. The transcript has 4 exons. The record is from RefSeq and is a predicted model, not a curated record. Lineage: Eukaryota; Fungi; Basidiomycota; Agaricomycetes; Agaricales; Mycenaceae. Bases 1 to 1737 code for a protein of 578 amino acids.
AUGUUCUCAUCACCAUCACUCGUCCCACUUCUCCCCCCACAACCAAAUGGACCUCUCGCCACCCUUCCUCGACUUCAAUCUCCAGCAUUAAAGCGACGUCGGUCACAAAGCAACAUAGAUGACGUAGAGUUAGAGUCCAACGCUGGCGAUGAACCGCCUUGUCGAAAACGUUUGCAUUUGCGAACUGGGUCGCCUGAGCUUUCAACCUCUCUCACUACAUCCCCUUGCGAGAUAAAGCCACCGAGGUUCGAUGACCACUUCGAAGACCUGAUUGAAAAACCUGGAGCCUAUGUCGAUAAAACUGGCUGCAUUGCUCACUUGCCAACCAAAUAUACCGCGUUGAUGAUUCGGCCACCCCGUUUUGGCAAGACCACUUUUGUGUCGACUUUGGCGGGGUAUUAUGAUAUUCGCAAUCUUGUCCCAGAGUGUGCUUGGGAGCGACUCGACAUCCACCGAGCUGCAAAGGACUCCUUCGCCUCUCGAGACCAACAUCUUUGUCUCGUGUUCCGUUUCCCGACCACGAUUAUACGAGGUCAACUGAAGAAUGUCGAGUGGGACAUUAGGGCACACGUUUCCCACCAGUUGUAUGCCUUUGUCGUUGACUACUUGGGAGAGCUCGGCCUGUCAGAGGUUCCUCAAGCGAUCAGCACUGGGGCUUUGCACAGAACACAUGAUGUUCUGACUAUGUUCACGGAAUUUUGGGAAAUUGUGAAGCAGAGUGGGCAUACUCUCUUCAUUGCCGUGGACGAUUAUGAUGCACCACUGCGUUCGCAUGAGCUCACUCCGUUUGAUGGUGACGAAGAGGCGGAGGUAGAGAAUCGGCCGAGGUUCAGAGACGCAAUUGAAGAGUUACUGGACCGUUUGUUCUGGGCGCCUCUGCUACAUGACAUCGCCCGGGGCCUUAUAUCGAAGCUUCUUGUCGCAGGCACCCUUUCCUUUACGACUUGGAAUCCAGAAAUCAGCAAGUCUCUAUCAAGUCUUGCUCUGGCCGAGAUGCCUGAGCUCUCAUCGUGCUGCGGAUUUACCGAAGAUGAAGCACGCAGUUUUAGUGCUGCAUUCCUUCCCAACCCUUUAUCUUCCGCCGACUUUCGGGACAAAAUCGGACGAUACCAUUUUCCCCCCAAUCCCCAGCCGCUCCUCCACCCCCAGCAAAUCAUUCUGCGGGUGGCUCCUCUACCUGAGUGGGCACCGUUUGAUCGUCUGACAAACCCUUUCCCCACACUUUCGGCGAUCUUGAGGUCUCUCGAGGACGAUACAGACGAUGAGCGAGUGACGCGUAACACACUGCUUGACUUGCUUACGCAAGGUACCAUCGAGCCAUCCAACUACCGACCACUCUGUGGCCGUGCUAUCGGAGUAGAUUUUCUCCGGGACCUCGGCAUCCUGUCUUACGAUUCGGAGGGACGGCUUCGUGUGGCAAGCAAAGACAUCUUGCAAGAGAUACACUCGGCUGUCGAUUCUGUGGUGGAUACUUUCUUCAGCUUUUCCUCAAAACUCCGCCCAGCGUUAUGGGUGGAAGAUGGAUUCACCCGCCUGCUCGCUCUGUCCACACAAGUUUUAGUUGAUCGGACCAGCCGAGGACUAUCACGGAGAUCUUGUCUGGAGCCUACGAUGCAUGGUGUUCUCGAACUCCUUCUCCGAGCGCUCAUCUCGUGGGAGGAUUUUUAUGACCCAUUGAUUAUGGUGCCCCCCCUCACAAUUGCCUUACAUCGACGAAAAACCUUCUCACAAUCCUGA